Molecule: messenger RNA, 2535 nt
Organism: Alternaria burnsii
Lineage: Eukaryota; Fungi; Ascomycota; Dothideomycetes; Pleosporales; Pleosporaceae
Exons: 2
Coding region: 1-2535 (844 amino acids)
Biological process (GO): fatty acid beta-oxidation; very long-chain fatty acid catabolic process; long-chain fatty acid import into peroxisome
Cellular component (GO): peroxisomal membrane
Molecular function (GO): ABC-type transporter activity; long-chain fatty acid transmembrane transporter activity; ATP hydrolysis activity
Source: RefSeq, a predicted model, not a curated record
AUGGCCGCCCAGUCCACCUUACGCCAGCCUCAUGACCCUCUCUUAGCACUCUACGACCAUUAUGCGACGCGCCUCAAGUCCCGCGUCCGCAGCGCUUCGAAGGUCACGAAGCUUCUGACUACCAUCACCCUUCUACUCACCAUCAUAGGCGCGGGAUAUGGAGGUACCCGAUGGUACAAGAGCCGGCGCGCAGAGAAAGAGACUGGCCGACGCUUGCUGAGGAGGAACUCCGGACUCAAGAACAAAGACGGCUCCAGGACAAUAUACGUUCCCUACCGCGACUCGACGUCCAAAGUAGUCAUCCAUCCCACCAAGCAAACCACAUUCGAUGCUCAUCGUAGACUUUUCCUCCAGCCCCCACGCGCAGCCCGCAUCGCUGAUACCACGUCGAGCGAUCCGCAAGCGCCGCCGCCACAAACGAAGCCGGGUCUCAAUCUGGCCUUCCUACACCAGUUUCUGAGCCUGUUGAACAUCAUGAUACCGCGUUGGAACAGCAAGGAGACGGGUCUCUUGGUCAGCCAUAGCGUCUUCCUCAUGCUGCGGACAUAUCUCUCCCUCGUCGUAGCGCGUCUCGAUGGAGAGAUUGUGCGCGAUCUCGUCGCGGGCAAUGGAAAGGCUUUCUUGUGGGGUAUAGUCCAAUGGCUGGGUGUCGGCACGUUUUCCUCGUACACAAAUGCCAUGAUCAAGUUCUUGCAGAGCAAGGUUUCCAUCGCGUUCCGGACACGGCUCACGAGAUACAUUCACGACUUGUACCUGAAUGACCACUUGAACUACUACAAGCUCCAGAAUCUGGAUGGAGGCGUAGGAGCUGGAGCAGACCAGUAUAUCACGCAAGAUCUGACAUUGUUCUGCGCGAGUGCCGCGUCGUUGUAUUCGAGCCUGGGAAAACCGUUUGUGGAUCUAUGCGUCUUCAAUUACCAGCUCUACCGUUCUCUGGGACCUCUGGCUUUGACUGGUUUGUUAAGCAACUACUUCCUCACGGCGACAGUGCUACGUAAACUCUCUCCACCAUUUGGCAAACUAAAAGCCGUCGAAGGUCGAAGAGAAGGCGAGUUUCGCGCACUGCACUCUCGUCUCAUCGCAAACGCCGAAGAAGUCGCUUUCUACGGUGGUGACGAAAUGGAAAAGCACUUCCUCGAACGUGGUUUCAAGGAUCUUAAACACUGGAUGGAAGGCAUCUACAGCCUCAAGAUCCGGUAUAAUAUGCUCGAAGAUUUUGUCCUCAAAUACUCAUGGUCAGCUUUCGGAUACCUCGUUACGUCGCUUCCCGUCUUCUUGCCUGAAUGGGGCGGUGCAGGAGGCACACCUGAGCUACCUGGAGGCGAGAAGUCACACCGCGAGCGAAGUCGCAUGAAGGACUUCAUCACGAACAAGCGACUUAUGUUGUCUCUUGCAGACGCUGGCGGUCGUAUGAUGUAUAGUAUCAAGGACCUCUCUGAACUGGCUGGCUAUACAUCCCGCGUCUAUACUUUGAUCAGCACACUCCAUCGCGUUCACGCAGAUGCAUACUAUCCUCCGCCCGGUACGCGACCUGAACUUUAUUCCGUCUCUGACGUUCAAGGCACAGUUCACAAGGGUUUUGACGGAAUUCGUCUUGAACACGUUCCAGUUGUUGCCCCAGCCCUGCAUCCAAUGGGCGGCGAAGAACUUCUAGAGUCUCUGUCCUUUAUAGUGCAUUCCGGUGAGCAUCUUCUCAUCACUGGUCCCAAUGGCUGCGGCAAGAGCGCCGUCUCACGCAUAGUCGCCGGUCUCUGGCCCGCAUACCGUGGUCUUGUUAGUCGUCCGCGUAGCAUUGGCGUAGAUGGCAUCAUGUUCCUCCCUCAACGACCCUACCUCUCCACUGGCACCCUCCGUGACCAAGUCAUCUACCCUCAUACCGAUGCCGACAUGAAGGAUGCCGGCCGCCGCGACUUUGAACUUUCCCAGGUCCUCGAAGAGGCGAAACUUGGCUAUCUACCGGACAGGGAAGGCGGCUGGGACACGAAGAAAGUAUGGAAAGACGUUUUCAGUGGUGGUGAGAAGCAGAGAAUGGGCAUUGCAAGAUUACUUUACCAUGAACCGCGGUAUGCGUUUGUGGACGAAGGAACAAGUGCGGUCAGUAGUGAUGUGGAGGGCUUGCUCUACGAACGCGCAAAGGCGAAGGGAAUAACAUUAAUCACAAUAUCUACCCGCGCAUCCCUAAAGCGUUACCACGAUUACACACUGACUCUUGGUAUGGGUGAUCACGGCGAUGAGUGGGACUUCCAACGCAUAGGUACGCAGUCUGAGAAAUCGAGUGUGGAUAAGGAGCUCGCAGAGCUGAGGGAGAGGCUGGCCAAAGUGGAGGAGUGGAAAAAGAGGAGAGAGGAGAUCGAGGCAGAGUUGAACAGAGUGUGGGUAGAAGCCAAAGAUGGAGAAGGCGACGAAGAGAGUCAAGAACUGGCCCCUUCGCCAUAUCUAGAAAGAGAAGAGGAAGACUAUGCGAUCAAUGCAGAUGAUGGUGGUCAGGAAGAGGGGGUCCAGAGUGGCAGUCAAGACACAUCUGCAUCUAUCUAA